AUGGCAUCGGCCCCCUCCGAUGAGGAUGCAGAGGAGGGUGCCUUCACCAUCCCAGAGUACUUGUUUGCAGCUCUAGCAGCCGAAGAACGGCUGAAACCGUAUCUUGCCGACGUUGCCAAGGAUGGUAUUCUCGCGGAGCUGCAGCUCCUCAUAGAGGAAGCAGGUGAAGAUGCCUACACACAGUGGUCCGACGGUGCAAACGUCGUGAGUGACGGCACGAUCGCCGGGCUCGUGGAUCUAGUCGUUGCGUUGACUGAGGACUCAAGCGCCAGCACGGCAGAUGUCCUCAAGGAGGCCGUGUCAUUGCUCCGCACGGACCUGCUGGAGGACGAACGCAUUCAGCGGCUUCUUUCAGAAAUUCAGGGUGACCAAGCAGGUGGCCUUACACCAAACUCUGUCGUUGGUGACGGGGUGAGUGGUGACGAGGUCGUCACGGACAGGUUGGACUUGCUUGUGAUGGAUGCAGAGCAGGCCCGAGAACUGCAAGAUGCGUGGGGCAUGUACAUGGAGUCCUUCAGCUCGAGCGACGUUGCCUGCGAUACGCUUUUUGCUGCCUUCUAUGAUGCCGCUCCAUCCCUUCAUUAUUUGUUCAAGACAAACCGCGCGGUUAUGUCGGGCAGGUUCGCUGGAGGCAUUGAAAGCAUUGUGAUGGCCUUGCCGAAUGGCAAGGAAGUCAAAUCCCUGGUAGAACUUCUAGGUUUCAAGCACCUCGAACUUGAGGUGACGUCGCCGCGAAUAGCGGUGGUCAGAGAAGCCCUGUUGGAAGCCUUCACUGCAGAGCUGGGCGAUCGCUUCACGACCCUUGCUUAUGAAGGCUUGCGGAAGACAUUGAAUUAUGCCGGUGGUGGAUGCAUCUAUCUUCGUGAAACAUUCGCGGAAAGGUUGCAAAUUCUGGCCUCGAGCUGGAGAACCGCGAGUGCUAAUGGGCAAGUCCAGGAUGACGAUUGGGAGGAUGAGCAUGUUGCGCAUGCAGACUCUGCGCGGGGAUCUGGUUCCCAGACGUCGUCGCAGAUGGAGUCUCACAUAGUAUCACAGGACAAAGCAUCGCAGUCGAUGGCGGAGGUCCAGCCUCCUGCAGAGGAGGAAGCCAAGCACGAGAUCCCAAACAAGAUCAGCAUGCAGGGUGUCCCGACGAGCUUCGACGACAUGUUCCGCUUCAAUGCUGCUGUCAUGGGCAUGGCUGACAGAGAGUGGAUGUACGAGGUUUUGGACUGCUUUGAUGCCAUCGUACGGAAUGUCGCGAACUCUUUCCGACUACAGGAAGAAUGCGACGUACUUUCCUUGCGGUUUGCCAAGCUGCCAGGUGUCGUCAUCCUUACGGAGUUCAAAGCCGUUAUGCUGGCUUCCUUGCGAUCCCUGGUGCCGCAGGACUGGGACACUAAGCACGAGGAAGCUUGGGACUGGCUUUGGAGCAAUGUGGAGAAGAUUCUGGGCAAAGAGCUGGGCAAAGCAGCCGAGAGGGAACGCAGAGUAUCCCGGUACGUGGGAUCGAUGGAAGAUGAAACGAAGAUCGUACUGAGCCGCAAAAUCUAUGCAAAGUUUUUCGCGGUGGCUCCAGAGGGGCAGAACUACUUCAAGCAAUCCUCCACAAGGCUACAGUUCAUCAUUGACAGAGUCGUUGAGAUGACCCUGUCCAUGUACCAGUUUCCUUGCCGAAUGGUGGAUGAGAUUUCAGCGCUUGGGUUGCGCCACGUCGGCUACGGCAUCCCAACAGAGUUUUUCAACCCCUUUGUACAGUGCUGUGUGGAAGUCAUGCGUGAAGUUACAAACGAUGAGAAGUUAUGCGAUGGCUUUGGCUGGUCACUGGGGCUGAUCUCUCGGGUCCUGGUGCGAACCAUCAACGAGGGCUCCACGUUGGUGAUGAAGGCCAUCAACCUCAACUCGGCCAACAUGGUCAAGAAGGCGUUGACGCCUGUUCCCAGAGCUAAGCGUGCUCUGUGCAUGCUGAAGAUUACGGUCGGCACCCAGUCAAUUUCACCUUUGCUGUGGGCGAUAUCUAGCGGCAAUCUGGAGGCGGCACAUGAGAUUUUGGAAGACUUGCUAACGAUCCGUGCAGAUCGCGACCGAUACUAUUUCGGUAACGAUGACCUGUUCUCCCGGCAUCCAGAUAUCGUACAGGUUCUCACCAAAGAGGCCCCGACUUUGCUCGAGGUCUUGCUGGACAAACUGGUCUGGCGAUCGCGAGUGGUGGUUGGAGGGCAAAGACGCGUGAACUUUUUCAUCAAGCACUUGCUGGUAGAUGCAGACGGACAGUUUGCCGGUGCGACCCAAUGGAUCUGCCAGAUGCAAGAUCCGGUGAUUGUAGUGCACUGUGUUCUCGAGACAUUGACGGAUCUGGUGUGGACCAAUGUGAUAUAUGGUCCAUUCCUGCGGAGCAAAGUCUGGCUUUUGUUUACACUGCUGGUGUUCCUCAUGAGCCAGUCGAUCUUAAAGACCUGGCACGCAGAGGAUGAGGCAACACAGGGCACACUGCGGAUUGCGACUGCGGUCUGUCGAGCUUUCGUUUAUUUUGCCAGCAUGCUGGAGCUAAUCUACUCCCGCACGAGAAUAACCUGCAAAGCGAUCAGAGAUGGGGAGAUCGUCCGCCGAUGCCAGAUCCCUGUGCCCUCGAAGGUGAUCACAGAUUGGCAAGAAUCUAUGAGCUGGCUUCUGACCUUGAUUCUUAUUGCCAUGUUCAUGGUUGAGCCGGUACUGUAUUGCCUCCAGGCUGACAGUGAUUUUCCGGACGCGGGCCUCUUCACGCAGAACUGCAGCCACACAAGCUCUGUGUUUGGCAGUGCUCCCUCUUGGCUCAAGGCCGCGAGAAGUGAGGGUGUCAAUGGAGCGGAAGACGACGUUUACUUCGUGUCGGUAUCCUACAGAGGAACCGCUUAUGAUGUGCAAGGUGACGACCAGCUUGCUUCUAUAUUCGACUUUGUCCAGGAGGCAUUGGACUUUCCCAGGGAGAAUUGCAAGUUGAUCUUUCGCGGCAAAGUCCUGAGACCGGACAAUGACAGCCAAACAGUGGCGGAAGCUGGUCUUGCGGCGGGAUGCAAGGUUAUGUUAGUGGCGAGCUCUGCCAAGGAUGUCUCGUUCGUGCAGUCUUCCCGGGCUGACCCUUUGGUGAAAGGCUUUGCCGAGGAGGAAAGAGACGAGCAAAGCCGACGCAAGCGGGCGCGAGCUGCUCUCUCUGCCUGGGGCACGAAGCAAGACUCGGAGUUUAAUUUUGGCUCGAUCAAGGCUGAGUUCAAGUACUCGGAGCCCCCUCCGUAUGAGGCGGAGCGCUUGCUGCAAAAAUUGUCAACCGAUCCUGGCAUCAUCGAGAUCAUGAAGACCAGAAAGUUCAAGGUUGGUGUUCUGACAGAGAUGAGCCCAGUAGAAGCACAAGAUCGUAUGGCCAAGCGCGGCACACCGAACAUGGAUUUGCUCGGCUACAACCAAAACUACGGCGGCAUGAUUGUACUUCGGCUGCGGACGGACACCCUGAAGGGUUUCCGGCCCUACCAUGACCUCAUCAAUACAUUAAUCCAUGAGCUGACGCACAAUGUUUGGGGUCCACAUGACAACAAUUUCUGGAAACUCUUCGGCGAACUAAAGGCCCAGUACAUGCGCUUCCAUCGCUUUUGGAGUCAUGGCGGGAGGGCGGCUGAUAGCAAUGCUGCUGGCCAGUUCCAGGGUUUCGAGGGUGAUGAGAAUGCCGGGAAGGAGGGAAGCUUCGGACGUGUACUUGGAAGCAGCCUCGAAGCGGCUCAGACAGAUUCGGACCGAAGGUCCAGAGCAUUGGCUGCGGCCGAAGCUCGCAUGGGCCAGACGGAACCAGAGCUUCCCGGGGAGGUGCAAGACCCCGAAGAGACUGUGAAGCCCUGGGUGCCGAACUUCCUCGCAUCGAACGGGCAAUGGAUGUUUGCCUGUCCCUGUGGGGAAACCCACACUGUGUCCACAGAGGAGAAGGAGGCGCUCAUCAGUGCAUUGGUGGAGGGCGCAACCACAUGUCUUUUUGGAGCUGCCUCCUCCUCGUCAAGGCCUGUUGAGAUGGAGCAGGAUCCUCAGCACGACGCUGGCAACAUGGAGCAGUUUGGACCAACUGCCGGCGAGCUUCCAACAACGGCCGCAGACAGGGAGAUAGAGCCCGAAGCAGCACAGCAGAGAGAGGAGAUCGAAUCCUCGACAGCGAAUCCGCCUCCGCAGGCAGUUUCUGAAAAGGCCCCGGCUCAGACCCGAGCCGCCCCAGCCGAGGAUCUUCCUCCACUGGACCUCUCCGAGUUGGAGCUGCAGGGCUUGGACGGCGCUGCUGUGUGGCUGAAGCGCUUCUCCGAGAAGCUGUCUGGACUAGCUGCCGAACAAGCGACGAAGGCAGCUGCUGUGGAGCUUCUCCUGAAACUGGUGAGAAAUGUCGUGAAAAGCCCAGAUGAGCAGAAGUUCCGAAGAAUCCGGACUGAGAAUCCAGCAAUCCGUUCCAGGCUGAUAACUGCUGGUGGGGAGAGAGCCGAAGCUUUGAUGACAAUGCUUGGCUUUGAGCCGAUGACGGAGUCAAACGGCGAGCGAGUGUUCGUCCUGCGGGAUGCGUCGUUUGACUAUGCCCGUCUUCGAAUGGGUCAAGAGCUUCUAGAGGCCGAGUUGGACAAGAUGACCGUGACGACGGCGUAG
Molecule: messenger RNA, 4626 nt
Organism: Symbiodinium necroappetens
Lineage: Eukaryota; Dinophyceae; Suessiales; Symbiodiniaceae
Source: the annotation of a GenBank genome assembly